CCGAUCACACCCAGGCGAUCCGGGCCCAAGCAGGUCGGCCGACGACCGGCAGCAGAAGCAGCAGAAGCAGCAGCAGAAGCAGCAGCAGGUCAUCACCCGCAACCAAGGCAUCCGCACCCAGCGGCAUUCCGAUCCUGCAACCACCCACCCUUGUAUCCGCGGACGUAUGCUUUGCGUGUUCCGCGGCUGCUCGGACGACUACACCCAAGAGGCUGCCGAACCCUGCUGGCGAGCACGGCUGACGUUGCGGCGACGCUGCCUCGCCAGACAAUGCACCAUGACUACCGAUCCUCCAUCUCGCCCCACGCCUACUGCGAGAGUAACAGAGCUGCCUCCCGAGGCAGGGGUCCCGGUGGGUCUGUCGGUGGGUCUGCCGGCGGAUCUGCUGGUCCCAGUGUCUCUCGCUGGCCACCCCUGACGCCGAGCCAGAGUCGCAAUUACCCUCAGGGGGCUGCCAACGGAUCCAGCCCGUCGAGACCCAAGUAUUUUUAUCCUUCAGCGAGGGACCUGCAACGGCCGCCCGUUGUUCAGGCAUCGCGGAAGCUACUUGAGCAGCAAACAAGCAGCCCCGUCCGCUCCGCCCCAAGCUCACCAGUGGUUCCCGGCCGGGUUGGCGCCAAGUUCGCGGCUGGUCCGCCGUCGCUGCAGCGCAGCCCCAGAUCGUCGCCCUCGCACCCAAGAUUCGGCAACCCGGUACCGGCGGCUGCAUCGUUCGAGAACCAAGACAAUGACCCCGGCGCUGCUGAGCGUGAACAUCUCUCGUAUAUACCCUCAUCGCCUACCAAUCGAUAUCUCCGAGGCUGCGGCGGGCGUCCUGAUUCUGUCCCGGUCCUGGCGACACCCACGUUGCGUCAGCCGGGUAUGCAGGGCUACAGCCGCCCCGCAGCGAUCCCGCUCACUAGCCUCUCUUCUCGGCUUUUGCACAGGGACUUUGAUCAUCCUGCCGAUCGAGUGCCCAGCCUGAACGGGGACAACGGGAGCCUGGCCAGUUUUCCGGACUCGCUCGCCCAGGCCUCGUCGGAACAUGAGCCACCAGACCAGUCAGCUAUGGAUUGUGACAGCGCCGAUCAUUCCGCGACUGCAAAUCGCAUACACGACAUGCGCGGAUUUAGUAAGGCGCCCCACCACAACCCAGAUGUCGACUGCAACGAUGGCUUCCCGAUCCUAUCAACGGGCGCAGGCGUACGGACCUCGAGUCAGGCUGGGUUACUCUCGCCCGAGACCAAGCGGCGCCACAUCAGCCCAUCGCAAGAAAAACCUAUGCAGCUCAAACAAGAGGGGCUGUGCGGUGGCUUUCCGAUUGCCCUCUACGAUCCUUUGUUCGCCGGCGAUACCAGAGAUGGCACCCUCUCUCCCCGGAGGAGCCACGAUCGUGAACCGUCGACUCACCAAUCGACUCACCAAUCGAUCGAUACACUUCGGUCCGCACAGGAUCCAUACAUGCUCCAUCCGGAUGACUCGUCGCUGAGAUGCCAGCCAUGCAUUCACCCGACACUAAAUCUUGCACCAGACGACGGCCGCUUUGGCAAUUCCUGUCUCAAGCACGGCACCCUCAUGACAGCGGCCAGCACGAUGCCCUCGGCAACGACUGCGACACUGGCUGCGGGGACGCCGUUGCUGUAUUCUCUGCAACCACAUCCCACAUCGCCUCCCAUUGUGUCGUCCGACAUGUUCCCUUCGUGCCAGCCCGAGGUCAACUUUAGCAUCGCGGCGCUGCCGGACGACUGGCCAGAAACCAAUCUGUUUUCGUUCGACAUCGUCUCCUCGGACUUUGAUACGAUGGACAUGCACAGACCAACUCCGUGUCGAACCGACAGCAGACUUAUGGAAACGGUCGGCGAUGCUCUCGGCAACGGCCGUCCUGAUGAGCAUCAGACUAUCGUGUGCUCCAGCACUCCCCUAACGCGCA
Polychytrium aggregatum is the source of this 1909-nucleotide messenger RNA. RefSeq lists its product as uncharacterized. The transcript is spliced from 2 exons. The annotation marks the transcript as partial. NCBI's taxonomy places the organism in Eukaryota, Fungi, Chytridiomycota, Chytridiomycetes, Polychytriales. The record is from RefSeq and is a predicted model, not a curated record.